UAUACCGAUUGGAAUGGAAUUCUGAUAAACAACCAAUUGGUCCUAAUUCUGCAAAGUUGACAAGUUAUAUUGGUACACUUGUCCGUAUGCAUAUUCCGGUCUCCAUAGCUACCUGGAAAUCGAAAACGAAAAAUUUAGAAUUGGAGGAGAAAAAACAAGCGAUUUGGGAAGAGCUUCAGAGGACUUUUGAGAUACCAGAUGAACGUAAAAGCUACAUACUUAGUUUGGCCGGCAAGAGAUAUAGAGGGUGGAAAAGUUUUUUGACAAACACCUAUCUUAAGGAUAAAGAUGGAAAAUUUCUUGAAGAUGCACCGGGACGGCCAACAAAGUAUGCGACCUUCAUUGAUGAAGCAGAUUGGGCUGAGUUUGUAAAGCAAAGAGAUGAAGCUUUUCAGAAAAAGAGUGCCACGAAUAGGGAGAGAGCAUCCAAACCCGCGUAUCCAUACAAAAAAGGGCGUUUGGGAUAUGCACGCUUAGAGGAUAAAAUUUUGGAGGAGAGUAAAAGUGAGGAAGCUUCACUUCCUGUACAUGUGUUGUGGAAGGAAGCUCGUGUGGGCAAGAAUCACGCUGUCGAUCCCGAUUUCAUCAAUCCAAAUAAAAUUUUAGUAAUAUCGGUGAAAUGUAAGCUUUUACCUUGA
Messenger RNA from Vicia villosa (hairy vetch), 638 nucleotides. RefSeq lists its product as uncharacterized. The record is from RefSeq and is a predicted model, not a curated record. NCBI's taxonomy places the organism in Eukaryota, Viridiplantae, Streptophyta, Magnoliopsida, Fabales, Fabaceae. Bases 87 to 638 code for a protein of 183 amino acids. The transcript has 3 exons.